AUGCUAAUGAGCAGGGGGGUCCUGCUGGCUCUGGGGGGGAGUACCAUAGCCUCUACUUUCCUUGACGCCCCCCCCCACGCCUGCAGUAAGGUUUUCUUCAUGGUGAUGCGCCAUUAUUUCCGCUCGGAGGAAGGGGGCGAGCGCUCCGUCUGCCUCACCUUCGCCUUCUUCUUCCUCCUCCUCGCCAUGGUGGCCCUGGUAAUCCGCGAGGACUACCUGGAGUUCGGCCUCGAGCCCGGGCUGGCCGGUGUCAGCAGCAACCUGGAGAGCGUCCUGAAGCAGCGGGGCUGGGAGUGGACGCUGCCCCUCGCCAAGCUGGCCUUCAAGCUGGGGCUGGUGGCCCUGUGCUCCUUCCUGGGCGCCUGCCUGACCUUCCCGGGGCUGCGCCUGGCCCAGACGCACCUCGACGCUCUGCGGAUGGCGGCCGACAAGCCCCUGACCCAAGUCCUGCUCCACACGAGUUUCCUGGCGCCCGUCAUCGUGGUGGUGAUGUGGAUCAAGCCCAUCUCGAGGGAUUUCCUGCUCCACGCGCCCAUGGGCAAGCAGACGGUGCAGAUCAUGUCAGACUCUGCCUACAACACCGCGCGCCUCUGGACCGUCGUCGGCCUCUGCCUGCUGCGCCUGGCCGUCACCCGCCACCACCUGCAGGCCUACCUGUGCCUGGCCGAGCGCUGGGUGGAGCAGAUGAGGAGGGAAGCGGGGCGCAUCGCCGUGGUGGAGAUCCAGCGCAAGAUCACGAGGAUUUACUGCUACGUCUCGGUGGUCAGCCUGCAGUACCUGGGGCCCGUCGUCCUCACCCUGCACUGCGCGCUGCUCCUCAAAACGCUGGGGCACCACUCGUGGGGGCUGUACCCGGAGCCCUCUCCCGUCCCUCCGGCAGCCACCGCGGCACUGCCGCGUCCCGGCAAUGAGGACGGGGAGGACGUGCGUGCCGCGGUGGAGCAGAUCACGGGCAUCUUGGGCGGCAUCUUCACCCCUCUCUUUUUCCGCGGACUCCUCGCCUUCCUCACCUGGUGGGUGGCCGUCUGCCAGGUUGUCACCAGCCUCUUCGGCCUCUACUUCCACCAGUACCUGGCAGCAUCCUGACUGGGGGAACUGGGACCUGCCUGGGGGCACAGUCAGUGCCCGGCUGCUGGCCCGCACGUGUCCCACGCCCGCGGGGCGUUUGCCUUUUGCCCCCUUGCUGCUGCCUCGGCUGGGCUCCCCGCUUACACGUGCCCACGGUGCAAUGCGUGGACACGAGGACGUGCACCUGGGGACUUUCUGCAGCCAGCUCUUGGCACGAUGGGUUUUGUGCAUCCGGGUGCAGCGGUGCCAGCGUGGGCAUCGCCUUCUCCCCUUCCUGCUGCCCUUCACCACCGUGCCUGUCUCCAGCCCCACAUGGGAUGCUGCCUGCAUGGGGAUGGAGGCCCCCCAGCAGGGUUUGCUGCUGCCAGCUCCGAGCCAUCGCUGCUGGAAAGAGGCUGCUCUGCUGCUAGCAGGAUCGUCCUUGCAUGGCAGAGACCUCGCAGCCAGCUUGGAGCAACGUCCUCCCUUCCCAGCGCAGACUUUGGGGGUUUUGCUCUGCGUAGUUUGCCUCUCCUGGCCGAGGAUGAGUGUAUUUUUGUAGGGUCUUUGCUCUGGCCACCACGUCAGAGCUCUCGGGCUCAUCCCUCUGCUUUGUGUGAAAUCCUCAGACCCGGCAGCCUCAGCUGGUGGCUGCUGUAGAAAUAAAUAAGUAACCCAGAGCCUGGCUGGCACUCCGAAAGCUGCUUUGUUUGCACUUUGUUGCCCCCAAAGCCCCUCCUGGGGGUGUUAUCGCAGCGAGGGGACGAGACCGAACACUUGAACAAACACUCGAGACCUUGUGUUCACCCCAUGGUGGCCGGACUCUGUGAUCCCAGCCUCUCCUCCCCAUCUGCAUUGGGAUCACAACCAGGCUAUUACGGCACCGGUCCCAGCAGCGUUGGAGGGGACGCAGCCCCUGGUGCAACUCCCGGGGCAGCGAGGCAGCUGAGCUCUCCCCCGCCGCACGGUGGGUGCUGGUCCAGCUGCAUGAAAAAGGAUUAGCAGGUCUGGGCUGCUCAGAGAAAAGGAAAGGGGCUCUGAUCCUAUUUGAUAGCCUUGUAAUGGUCUUAAUUCCCUCUUGCUAAGGGCCAAGAUGAGAAGGCCGCCCUUUGCCCGGUGUUAACAAGGCUAAUCCAGACAGCCCUCCUCCAGCUGCUUCCCCCCGACCCAAACUGCAGCCAGCCCUUUUGCAAAAAAAAAA
This is a messenger RNA of Oxyura jamaicensis (ruddy duck), 2248 nucleotides long. It is a transcript of the gene TMEM161A, whose product is annotated as transmembrane protein 161A. The record is from RefSeq and is a predicted model, not a curated record. Lineage: Eukaryota; Metazoa; Chordata; Aves; Anseriformes; Anatidae. The transcript is spliced from 7 exons. Bases 1 to 1086 code for a protein of 361 amino acids.